This is a messenger RNA of Colletotrichum navitas, 5273 nucleotides long. RefSeq names its product sulfite reductase hemo protein. The record is from RefSeq and is a predicted model, not a curated record. Gene Ontology annotation, cellular component: sulfite reductase complex (NADPH). The coding region runs from base 366 to 4976 and encodes 1536 amino acids. Gene Ontology annotation, molecular function: 4 iron, 4 sulfur cluster binding; FMN binding; heme binding. Lineage: Eukaryota; Fungi; Ascomycota; Sordariomycetes; Glomerellales; Glomerellaceae. Gene Ontology annotation, biological process: sulfate assimilation; amino acid biosynthetic process. The transcript has 4 exons.
GCAAGAGCAAGCCGUCGGCCUAGUCUAAGACGUGCUGAGGAGGAAGAAGACCUGGACCAGGGAAUUAAUAUCCAAAAGCAGGAGACAUCGGACUUGUUUCGCAGUUCUGCAUUAUUUCUUUCCCACCCCUUCGACUUUGCCUUUUCUCUCUCUCCCCCUCCAUCGUCAACCUUCUUUACCGGUCGUCGUGUUGCUGUGGUUGCUGCUCCCGCUGUCGUAUAUUAUUUACGUUUUCUCUUUUCUUGUACCGACAACUCUUCCGAAGUCGGGCUCGAAGAGGGAAAGAGAAGAGCAAAAGGCAACUAUUAGAUAGGGAGACCUGCGACUUAUACGAUACCCCCCUUCCUGAAUUAAACAAAUCGACAAUGGCACCGACAAGAGGCCAGAUCCAGACGCCUGGAGAGGCUGUUGCGAGAAUCGCAUACCUCUCCAGCGAUGUCGUCGUCUCCGUCCAGCCCUCGCUAGCCAAGGACUCCGAGUUCUCAUCCCACCUCAAGCGCUACGUCGCUCGCGGCGACAAGAGCCUCGUCGCAAAGGCCUCUAUUCCCGAGGUUCAAUACGUCAGACACAAUGCCGACCCCCUCCUCUCCGUCUUUGCGCCCUCGCGCGCCGGCAAGCUCGUCGCCGUCACGACAUCCUCAACCGCCCUCCUGCCCGCAAUCUCCCACCUCUACAAGCUGGCAAACUACCCCGUCGUCCUGCACGUCUCCCUCCAGCCUGCCGGCUUUCCUGACUUCUCUACCAUCACAGCCAUCCGCAACUCGGGAUGGACCUUCCUCCAGUCCGAGUCGCUGCAGGAGGCGCAGGACAUGGCUUUGACGGCACAUGCCCUCGCCCUGCGCUCCGGCAAGGGUGUCGUCCACUUCUUCGCCUCAUCUUCGAGCGACGACGACGCGCCCAUCGAUGCUGAGGACCCCGAGCUCGUGCGCCAGAUUCUCGAUGUUGACGCCGCGAGGCGCUUCCAGCAGCCGUCAAACGGCACAGGAGCGGCUGUCGGCAUCUAUGCCGAUGACGGCCGACUGCCGAUCGCCUCUGAUCGAUCCGACGUGCCGCCGACCGGCUCCUCGCCCAUCAGUGGCCUGAGCUCCUCCGACCUCGCUUCGUCCGUGCACUCCAAGCUCGACUCGUCCCGGGCCUCGGUCCAAUCUAGCGCCCAGCACAGCGUCACCGACAGCCCCCCCUCCGUCGUCUCCUCCAACGCCACCACCAUUGACGCGGCGCUGCCCGUCGUCUCCUCCGAUGACAUCCUCAAGUACGCCAACGGCAUCUGGACCCACUUCAAAAGGCUCACAGGCCGUGAGUAUCAGGCCUUCUUCUACGCCGGCCCGACCAACGCGGAGAACUGCCUCUUCGUCUUCGGCUCCGGCGCUUACUUUUUCGGAGAUGUCAUCGACCAGGCCCGCCGCGGCGGUGACUUCUCCAAGGUCGGCAUCAUCACCCCGAGGCUGUACCGCCCUUGGCUCAGUUCCGCUCUGGCCGAUGCCAUUCCCAAGUCUGUGAAGCGCAUUGCCGUCCUCGAGCAGAUCCACCGCAAGACGACGAAAUGGGGCCCUGUCCUCCUCGAUGUCCUCACCAGUGUGAAGAGCGGCUUCGGCGGCGUCCAGACUGUCGUCGGUUACCAGCUUGGCUACAUUGACCCCAAGACCGUUAUCCAGGCUCUGCGUGGCGUACUGCAAAACCUGACUUCCGAGUCCCCUGUCCAGAACCUCGAGGUCGGUCGCAAGGACGUCCCCCAGCAGACACUAGAAUACGGGCUUGAGAAACCCCAGGUUGAGAACUCUUACACCAAGAUCCUCGACCAGCUGUUCGGCCAGAGGGCCUAUGUUGCCAACGCGCUAAAGGCCAGCAACGCCGGCAUCAACUCUUCCAUCCAGGCCAGCCCCGAAUUCGGCUUCGGUUCCCUGUUGGCCCGCAAGGAGCGGCGCCAGCGCUUCGUCGGCGAGGUUAAAGAGGCUGCCAACAGCAACCAGUUUGUGACUGAUGCUCCCAAGAGCUGGCUCGCCCGCUGGGCCGCAAACGAGGCCGAUGCGAAGAAGGCGAACGAGAUCGCCGACGACCUCAUUCCUCGUCUUGAGACUGAUGGCUCCUCCAUCGCCCGCAGUCUGUUAUCUAGCAAGCGCCUGUUCCGUAAGGAGUCUCUUUGGCUUGUAGGAUCCGACGCCUGGGCUUACGACCUUGGCAACUCUGGCGUGCACCACGUUCUGGCCUCUGGCGAGAACGUCAACAUGCUCAUCAUUGACUCGACUCCCUACUCCGAGCGUGCAGCCGCCGACGCCAACCGUCGCAAGAAGGACAUUGGCCUGUACGCCAUGAAUUUUGGCAACGCCUACGUCGCCUCGACCGCCGUCUACGGCUCCUACACUCAGGUUCUGCAGGCCAUGCUCGAAGCCGAUCAGCACAAUGGCCCCUCGGUCGUCCUUGCCUACCUCCCUUACUUCGGCGAGACCGAUUCUCCCCUGACUGUAUUGCAGGAGACCAAGAAGGCCAUCGAUGUCGGCUAUUGGCCCCUAUACCGCUGGAACCCCGCCAAUGAGGCCAAAGGCGAGCCCAACUUCACCCUCGACUCUGAGCGCAUCAAGAGCGAGCUUAAGGCCUUCCUGGACCGCGACAACCAGUUGACCCAGAUCAUGCAACGUAAUCCCGUCUUCGCUGCCAAUCUAUCGCAGGACUUUGGCACUGAGGUUAGAGCCCAGCAGAAACGUAAGGCCAAGGAUGCCUACGACCAACUGCUCGAGGGCCUCUUCGGAGCCCCUCUGACGAUUCUCUAUGCCUCCGACAACGGCAAUGCCACCAGCGUUGCCAAGCGUCUCGGUAACCGCGGCAAGGCUCGCGGCCUCAAGAUCAAGGUCAUGGUCAUGGAGGACUACCCUGUUGAGGACUUGCCUUCCGAGGAGAACAUCAUCUUCGUGACGUCCACCGCGGGUCAGGGUGAGUUCCCCCAGAACGGCCACGCCCUGUGGACCGCUCUGAAGGACAACACCGAGUUUGACCUCGCCAACGUCAACUACUCCGUCUUCGGUCUCGGUGACCGUCAUUACUGGCCCCGCAAGGAGGACAAGAUAUACUACAACAAACCCGCCAAGGACCUCGACCGUGUUCUUGCCAACCUUGGUGGUAAGAGACUUGCCGAUGUCGGGCUCGGUGACGACCAAGACCCCGAUGGUUACCAGACAGGCUUCCAGGAGUGGGAGCCCAAGAUCUGGGCCGCUCUUGGUGUCGACAACGUCGACGGUCUCCCUGAGGAACCCGCUCCGAUCACCAACGAGGACAUCAAGAUUGCUUCCAACUUCCUUCGCGGUACCAUUGCUGAGGGUCUCAAGGACACCAGCACCGGUGCCAUCUCCGCCGCGGACCAGCAACUUACCAAAUUCCACGGUACCUACAUGCAGGACGACCGCGAUGUCAGAGACGAGCGCAAGGCCAUGGGUUUGGAGCCCGCCUACUCUUUCAUGAUCCGUUGCCGUCUGCCUGGCGGUAUUUCCACUCCCCAGCAGUGGGUGCAGAUGGACGACAUUGCCAAUGACCUCGGCAACGAGACCAUGAAGCUCACCACUCGACAGACCUUCCAGUUCCACGGUGUCGUCAAGGGUAAGUUGAGGCCCGCCAUGCAGGCCAUCAACCGCGCGCUCAUGACCACCAUCGCCGCCUGCGGUGACGUCAACCGUAACGUCAUGUGCAGUUCGCUGCCCACGCAAUCCAAGUAUCACAAGGAGGUCUGGGCCAGCUCCCAGAAGAUCAGUGACCACCUGCUGCCUUCAACCACUGCCUACCACGAGAUUUGGCUGGCGGACGAGAAUGACACCAAGACCAAGAUCGCCGGUGAUGCUGUCCAAGAUUUUGAGCCUCUGUACGGGCCUACCUACCUACCCAGAAAGUUCAAGAUCACCAUUGCUAUCCCUCCCCACAACGACACCGACGUCUACGCUCACGAUAUCGGCCUGAUCGCCAUCAAGGGCAAGGACGGCCGCCUGGAAGGCUUCAAUCUGCUCGCCGGUGGUGGUAUGGGUGCCACGCACAACAACAAGAAGACCUACCCCCAGGUCGGUCGCAUGCUCGGCUUCGUCACGACGGACCAGGUCCACAUCGCUUGCGAAAAGGUUAUGCUCGUCCAGCGCGACCACGGAGAUCGCAAGAACCGCAAGCACGCGCGUCUCAAGUACACCAUCGACGACAUGGGUGUCGACGUAUUCCGCUCCAAGGUCGAGGAGCUCUGGGGCCAGAAGUUUGACAAGGAGCGUCCGUUCGAGUUCAAGUCCAACGUCGACACGUUUGGCUGGCAGAAAGACGAGACGGGCCUCAACCACUUCACCUUCUUCAUAGAGAACGGCCGUAUCGAGGACACACCCGAGUUCCAGAUGAAGACGGGCCUGCGCGAGAUCGCAAAGGUGCACAAGGGCGAGUUCCGCCUCACGGGCAACCAGCACCUGAUCCUCAGCAACGUCGCCGACGAGGACCUGGAAUCUAUCAAAGCGUUGAUGAAGAAGUACAAGCUCGACAACGUAAACUUCUCCGGCCUGCGCCUCAGCUCCUCGGCCUGUGUCGCCUUCCCCACCUGCGGUCUUGCCAUGGCCGAGUCGGAGCGCUACCUGCCCCAGCUCAUCACAAAGCUGGAAGGCUGCCUCGAGGAGAACGGCCUGCGCCAGGACUCGAUCGUAAUGCGUAUGACAGGUUGCCCCAAUGGAUGCGCCCGUCCAUGGCUCGCCGAGGUCGCCUUCGUCGGAAAGGCGUACGGCGCGUACAACAUGUACCUUGGCGGUGGCUACCAUGGGCAACGCCUGAACAAGCUGUUCCGCCAGAGUAUCAAGGAGGACGAGAUCCUGGCCAUCAUGAAACCGCUGCUCAAGCGGUACGCGGUCGAGAGAGAGGAGGGCGAGAGGUUUGGCGACUUCUGCAUCCGUGUGGGCGUCAUCAAGGCUACCAAGGAGGGACGGGACUUCCACGAGGGGGUUGCCGAGGAGGAGUCCGAUGAGGAAUAAAUUGCAUUGAGUAGACGGAUCAACACGUCAAGAAGCGGGAGGAGCAAGCAUCGGAGAGACCGUCGAAGACAUUAGAAGUGGAAGGGGGCGGCAAAAGGAAAGUACAAUUUGUAAGAUGUAUGUUUUAUAUCCGCUUUAGCUUCAGCAUCCGGGGGUAGGCGUUGCGAUGUUUUGGUUUUCGUUCGUCAUAUAUCAAAUCCAAUUUAAAAGUUAUACAAUCUUGUUAGCUCGAAUGGAUGUGAUGAUAUUCAUGUCAUAGCUGGUCUCGUGAGGUUCGGCUUCUCUGCGGAGCCCUUU